AAAUAGCAACAUUUACUCUCAUAAAGUUUUCACAAAUUUUAACACACAUCUCUUUUGACAUGCUGCUAGCAAGUUAUAGAAUAGACGAAUUAGUAAUAUUAAAGAAUAAAUAAUUUUAGGCAAUAUCAAUCCGACGAAUUAAUGGGUUAUCUGGUUUGUGCAUGUCAUUGAUUCAUUAAUACACAAUGAUUAUUCUCAGAAAGUGUUAUCAUAUUUUUGUUUUGCAUUACAUUAGAGUAUGGUUUGACACUGACAAGCAUGUGAAAAAAUACAUAAAGUUACAUUCAUUAAUUGUCAUUUAACAUUAGUGGUUGGCAUGUUGCAUUAUAAGUAAUCUUAGUCAUAAUGUUCGUACACCCCAUUGGGUUUUGGAUGUAUCAAAAUGUGUUUCAUUAGUAAUCGUAAUUGAUUAACCAAUAAAAAGCAUUGUUACAGAUAUAACAAUAUGCACGCGUCAUAAUUAUCCGUAGGUAUUCUCAAGUAUUUAAGUUCACGUAAUUGGAAAUUGAACGAAGUCUGAAAGCGUGAUUGCAUCAGUAAACAACAAUAUUUUCGACUGAGUUAUAAUACAGUUUUUACGGAUAGAAGAGACUAAGCAUAAACAGUUAUCAGAAGUUAACAUUUUGCGGCUCAGUGUGAUUCAUCCAGCAAUAAUACUGUUUCAAUUUACGACUUUAUUACAUUUAUGAUAUAGAAAGAGACUAUUUCAAGGCAACAACAAUAUAUCUGAGAUAUAGGUUAAUUGAAGCAUCCAAUAGAUCAAUACUUCUUUAAACAUGAAACUUCAAAGAAGCAUGGCUAUUGUGAGAAUUGCUUUUGUACUGGUAAUAAGUAUUGCCAUUGUAAAUGCAGCAGUAGCCAACCGACUAGACGAGGAUUUAUUUAAUGAUGAAAAUGACGGCUCAAUCACUUUAAAGUCGGUAGAUUCGUCCUUUGAUUACAAAGUUGAUCAUCAGAUGCACACUAUUCCAUUACGUCAUUUUGCAAGACACGGCCUAUGCAGGAAUAAGAGAGAUAAGCAACAUUUCUAUAAAGCAUUGAAAGGAAAGUUAUGUCAAAUCAAAGAGAUGUUUGUAGCAACAUUUGUUGAAGACCUGUGCAAACACAGAGGUUCUUUUCUAGAUAAAUGGGUCUCAGAAUUGUUUGAUGUGGAUGGUGAUGGAAUGAUUACUCACCAUGAAAAGAUGCUGUACGAAGUUAACAAGUAACCCUUUACUGCUGUUGAACUAAACAAAAUGUGGGAACAAAAAAAAAAGAAAACGACAGCACAAAUGUGCUAGAGCUUGCAAAGAUACAUAUGGAUAAGUAUAUUUACAUUAUUCAUGUGAAUAGACUUCCAUGAGUAUUAUGUGAUAUCUUGAGAAGUGUGUUGAAACUUUGCCUUAUAUCAUCUUGAACUUCAAACUUAUUUACAUUUUAUAUAAAGAUUAUAUAUAAAGCAUGCAAACGUAAUCAAAACGUAUCCUUUAUUCUUUAUUAAAUAUGAUAUAGAUAGCUUAUACUAUGUGAUUUUUAAACUUAAUACAAGCUGAUAAUGCUAUCAUUAUGCUGUAAUUUAUGAAGGGGCAUUAAAAUGUUUUUGAUAAGUUAUUGUUAUCGUAUCUUCAGUUUUAUAAAACUUAGAUAAUUUGAAAUAAGUACAUUAAUUUUAAUUGGACUUUCACUUAACUAUGAAUUGUAAAAUUGUCAAAAUGCAUAUGCGUUGCUUUGAUACUCACUUAGUUUUAACAAUUAUAUUUGUUCAUUGCUUGCACACAUACAUAUCUAAAAACGGUUAAAAUGAGUUAUUUUUACGAUAAGAUACGUUUUUGAAUUGCAUUUUAGGCAUCGGAUAUGUGUGCUUGUUUACAAUAGAUAUGCUUGUUAAAAU
Molecule: messenger RNA, 1870 nt
Organism: Ruditapes philippinarum (Manila clam)
Lineage: Eukaryota; Metazoa; Mollusca; Bivalvia; Venerida; Veneridae
Exons: 5
Coding region: 777-1208 (143 amino acids)
Source: RefSeq, a predicted model, not a curated record